This is a messenger RNA of Osmerus eperlanus (European smelt), 1699 nucleotides long. RefSeq lists its product as uncharacterized. Gene Ontology annotation, cellular component: endoplasmic reticulum. Lineage: Eukaryota; Metazoa; Chordata; Actinopteri; Osmeriformes; Osmeridae. The record is from RefSeq and is a predicted model, not a curated record. Gene Ontology annotation, biological process: protein folding; response to endoplasmic reticulum stress. The coding region runs from base 33 to 1616 and encodes 527 amino acids. The transcript has 11 exons.
UCUGUGGAGGUCAGUGUCAGACUGAGUUCAACAUGAAGCUGCUGCUGCUGUUCUUGCUGUUGGGGAAGACGAUCUGUGUGUGUGUGUCUGUCUCCUCCAACACACACUCCGACGCACACUCCGCCACACUCUCCGACACAGACUCGGAGAGGACGGGGGGCUCCGUUGGGGAGGACGGGGUUCUACAGUUGAACAGAGGAAACUUCAAACAAGCUCUCAAACACCACAAACAGCUGCUGGUGCACUUUUUUGCUCCUCUGUCGGGGGAAGGCCAGCGGGUGGCAGCAGAGUUCCGAGCCGCAGCACUGCAGCUGCAGAGGUCGGAGGUAAAGCUAGGUGUGGUCGACGUCUCCAAGGAGAAGGAGCUGGCUCGGGAGCUCAACGCCACAACCCCACCCUCACUCAGGCUCUACCAAUCAGGAGACAGAGACAAAGUCACACCAUGCCCAGGACUGCAGACUGCUGCCUCCAUUGUGACAUGGCUAAAGAGGAGGGCGGGGCCUUCAGCUGACCUCAUCACUGAUCUUAGCCAAUCCGAUUGUCUAGAAGACUUGGAGGGGCUUGUGGUCCUGGGACUGUUCAAGGAUCUCCAGCAGGGGGCAGUGCAGGUGUUCUACGCUGCAGCAAUAGACUUGCCAGACCUGCUCUUCUACAUCAGCAGCUCUCAGACCUUCUACAGGAAGUACAACAUCAUCAACCAGGAAGUGGUGCUGCUGUUGAAACAGUCUGAGGUGCAGCAGGUGUAUGACAUGAGCAGUCAGACAUCUAAAGAGGAGCUGAUUCUCUUCAUCACUGUUCACCAGAUGGACCUGGUCACUGAGUACACUGGACAGACUGCGGCUCAGAUCCUGUCCUCUCCGGUUCUAAGCCACGCCCUCCUGUUUGUCAACAAGAGCUCCGACGACUUCUUCCAUCUCCAGGCGGCCUUCAGUGCCGCUGCUGCCCCCUUCAGGGGGAAGCUGCUGUUCGUGCUGGUGGAUGUGGACGAGCCAAGGAACGGCAGGAUGUUGGAGUACUUCCGUGUUCGAGACGUGGAGGCUCCCUUGCUGCGAUUGGUCAACUUGACAGACUAUGUGACCUACCAGCUCCCCUCUGACACGCUGGACACGCCCACCAUCACACACUUCUGCCAGUCAUACCUGGAGGGCAAGGCCAAGCCUCGCCUGCAGAGCGAGCCAGCUCCAGCUGACUGGGACCAGCGUCUGGUGAAGGAGCUGGUGGGCUCUAACCUCGAGAGAGUCGCCUUCAACCCAGACAAGACUGUCUUCAUCCUGUUCUAUCUGCCCUACAGCCAGAGGAGUCGCUCUCUCUUCCUGUUGUGGGAGGAGCUUGGUACGGCCUUCCUGUCCAGAGAUGAUGUGGUCAUCGCUCGCAUUGACACGUCAUCCAAUGACAUUAAUCUGUCUCUGCAGGAGCCAAGCCCCGCCUUGCUCCUCUUCCCCGCCCUUCACGCAGAGAGGGUGGUGAUCUACAGAGGAGAGAGGACUCUGGAGGAGCUGAGGGGCUUUCUGGAGAGAGAGAUGGAGAACGCCAGCAGAGACAGAAUCAAGGAAGAACAGGAGAGGAAGCAAUACAUUGAAGCACAGAAGGCAGCAGAGAUCAAGGAAGAACUUUAGUAUGGAUCUUUAGCAUGCAGUAUGGUAGUGUAUUGCAUGGUAUGGUAGGGUGUAGUAUAUAUUAAACCCUGUUUCAAAGCGUC